AUGAGGUCAUUUAUCAAAUCACACAGGAAGGCCAACUCGCUGGAUGAAAGCCCUUCAAGUGCCCAUUUGUCUCCUGGUCGAAAUGGAGACAAUAUCGCUUUCCAAAGACCGUUAGAUGAGCCCUUCACAUUUGAUCCUCCUACUCCUUCACAACUAGGGCAAAACACCAGUGGGUCUAAGUACUCUCCUGGUUUCGAAUCAUUCCACAAGCUCGCCAAUAAGAAGAUGUUUACGUCAAAAUUGUUCAAGAAAUCUUCAUCAUCGAAUACAAUAACUCAAAGUACUACGUCCCAUGUGAGUCAAAAAGAGAUAACCAGUGCACCAGGUACUCCGCAAAGUAGGAAUUCUGGGUCCGAUUUCUCUCUGUCCCACGAAGAAGUUCGCAAAUUUCCAGCUAUCAAGGGCACAAUAACUCACAAUUGGGGGGACCAAUCACGAUCGCAGCAACCUGUUAUAAAGCUUAAUAGCCAAGCGGGUUCUAACAAUGGUUCUUUACAAGACUUGGAACCAGCGGUUCGAAUAGCGAGUUUACGUAGGGACUCCGCUAUAUCAGCAUUCACUACUAGCUCGUAUGAAAACAACGUAUCUUCGACAGCUUCCACUGAUGAACACUCAUUACACCAAGUGCCACGAGAUAGACAUGUCUAUACCGAGCUUUCCAAAGUUAAGAGCAAGAACAGGCAGGCCAGAAUUCAUUCCCACGACGAUAUGAUCCAUUUUGAGAAAAUGUCUACAGUCAGCAUAGAGCUCCUUGCUUCUACUGUUUCUCCGAACAUACAGGCUGAAGAUAAUAAGGAAAACGACGAUGAAGCUCAGGGAGUAUCCGGAAUGGAUAGAUUAAACGUUGUUAAUGAACGCAUAAAAGAUGGUAUUUUGGCCUCAGGAUCCUCGACCAUUGAUCAAAAAAGCCCUUGUGUUACUUUUGAAGAUACGCCAACCCAUGAAAGACGAAAAAGUAGCGACGCUGAUUCUGAAGAUGAUGAUGUUUCAUACUUAUUAACGCCAGAUAUCGAUGAAGAUGAGGAUGACUCGUCAAGGUUCUCUUUCGAAUUAAGCGGUCUUAAUGGUAGAACUUCGUCGGUAAAAUACUACUCCAAGCCUGACCCUGCCGAGGCAGUAUAUAUUGACGACAUAUACGGUGAGGAUAACUUCGAUGACGAAAUGAAUCUCUAUGAAGACAGCUACGACGAUAUGGAGUUCCCAUCUAAUAGUUUUCAUGUCACCGAAGAUGAUUCAGAAACUGCCUCUGAUGAAACAGGGAUCAAUGGGACUAUUGGAUCCUCUCAAAAGAUACCAAAGACAAUAAAAAAAUUCAAUGACCUUUUCGAUUUGUCAGAUGAAGAUGAAGAUGAAGAUGAAGAUGAAGAUGAAGAUGAAAAUGAAGAUGGUCCAUAUUCAGAAAUACCCGCUGACACCACUCACGAGUACGCUAACCAAGGCGUUCUUGAAGGAAACUUUCAGGAUCAAGGCUGUCAAGGCCUUGAACUCACAAAUCGAAGUAAAAAUACAGAUUUCAUACCUGGUAAAGCACAACCGAAAGGAAACUCAGCCGCCAAACCCGUGAAAAGCUUUUCCGAUAUUUUUGACAUCGACGACGAUGACGAUGAUGAUGACGAUGAUGAUGAUUAUGAUGAUUAUGUUGAUGAUAAUUACGAUAACGAUUAUGAUAAUGAAAACGAUUAUAGUCGUCAUCACAGUGGAGACACUAAGAAAGAUCUUAUAAAGGAUGUCGAUUCCUAUUCAGCCGCAGGUCGGGUCAAAAAUGAUGAUGGAGGCAAAGCACUGGUAAAGAAUAAUACAAGACUUUUAUCACCAAUAAUUGCAUCCCGCGAUUCACUAAAUUACUCGAACCCAGUGCAUAUUCUUGUCACGUCGCCUACAGAUCCUUCUUCAAAGUCUGUUACAAUCGCAGAUCCUCAUUUGGAUUCAGCUGCCUGUUCUCCGUCAUUACCCCCGCCUGCGAGAUCCCAAACUCUGAAAAUCCAUGAUCUCAACAGCAACCUCGAUUCAGAGAUUCCCGGGAUGAUGAGUAACCUUUACUUCAUCAACGAAAGCGAAGAAGACGAAUAUAACGAGCGAUCUAAGAUCCAAGAUGACGAUUAUCUAGAUGAGAUCAACACGGUUCCAGAGGAUUUCGACUUUUCUGACACAGAGCAAGAACUCAACGUUCUCAAGACGCCUCUUCGACGUUCGACAAAAGGAUCAUUCAGAAGCACCCAUAGUUACUCGAGUCAACCUACAGGAACAGCUAAAGAAAACACCCCAACGCGAAACAAAUUAGAAAUAAAAAAUAAGACAGUGACGUUUUUUGACCAUCUCUGGGACCGGUCUCCUGUUGAUAGGUCAACUCAAAGAUCUCCUCAACCGCCUGGCGUAAAUCACGCGUCCCCAAAAGAUGCCACGGAUGACUACUAUAUACCUCUGACACAGGAGGACGGUGAAGUCUACAAUCCAGUUACGCCGGCCAACUCCUUCAGCAAGCCUACACCAGAAUAUCUCAAUGAUUUUUCUCUGAGUCCCAUCCAAGAAAAUACAUCGUCUGUUGAUAACUCCCCGACUUUGUCAGUCCAGUAA
Molecule: messenger RNA, 2574 nt
Organism: Torulaspora delbrueckii
Lineage: Eukaryota; Fungi; Ascomycota; Saccharomycetes; Saccharomycetales; Saccharomycetaceae
Gene: ZRG8
Product: Zrg8p
Exons: 1
Coding region: 1-2574 (857 amino acids)
Source: RefSeq, a predicted model, not a curated record